Cyanistes caeruleus (blue tit) is the source of this 1855-nucleotide messenger RNA. Lineage: Eukaryota; Metazoa; Chordata; Aves; Passeriformes; Paridae. The record is from RefSeq and is a predicted model, not a curated record.
GCUCCAGAGGGAGCUCUGGGGCCGAGGAUGCCCGCCAAGUAACCUCAAAGCUGUGAACGUCAAAAAACGGCGGCAGAGCUUUCCAGAAAAGGGUGUUAUUAGAGGAGAAGCAGCUGCAAAGAACGCAGACAGCAACUGGUAUACAAACACCAGAUAGGCUGACAUGCACACUUUUAGCAAUGCCGGUAUUGGUCGAUUGUUACUGCUGUGUCCUUUUUGUUCACUGUCUUUUCAUUCUUUACAUCAUCACCUUUGAUGCCUUAAACAGCAAAAGGAACCAAAGCACUGGCUCUUACAUCACUUUCUAAGUAGUCAGAACAUGCAGUUUCACUUCCAGAAUGGUGGGGUGCCCCUGCCAUCCCACUGGCACGAGAGUGGCUUUGCUGCUCAUCCAACCUCAGAGCUUCCAGUCUAGUUCCAGCUUGGUUAAACUGAAAGGCAGUUGUCACUAAGACAUUUCAGAAAUAGAGACCACAAAGCCAGGUAAGGAAGUAAAAAAUGGUCAUGGUGGGAAAUUAAAUUUGCUAACUACAAUAAUAUGACAUCUUUUUUCUCUGAAAAGCUCCAUAGCUUUGUUGUGAGUAUGCUUUAGGAUACAGGCUAUCUUGAGUCCACAUCCUUCUGAGAAUAUGGGUCAUGCUGUGUCCCUAUGUUAAAAAUGGGUGUUGAGAAUCUGCAAUAAAGGUUUGUGACUAGAACAUAAACUGUAUGGAUUCUACUGAGAUCAUUCUGCAGAACGGGCAGGUGGAAGACAAAGGAAGUACGUUUUGGCAAAUAGAAGAAGUGCUGCCUCUACCCACCUUACAUCAGCUUUGCUUUAUAGAUCUGUGUGAAGUGUUUGCUUGACCUAAGAGUCAUCUACCCUGGCUGAGACCCAGAGCUCUAUUUAAUCUUUGACAGAGGAAUUCCAUUAGGCUGCAUAAGAGCAGAGUCCUGUGAAAAAUGUAUGUGAUACAUGCCUUCACCUCCCCACACACUGCCAGGCUUGCAGCCAAUGGACAGUUCUGGUUCAUUGCUGAGAUCCCACCUGACCAUUCUGGCUCACCUGACAACUUGGCAUUUCUGUCCAUGCCCUAGAGUAUCACUGGUGUUUCCAAGAGACCAGCGCCACUUGUCCUCUGCUGGCUCCCAAAACAGCUCCCUGGGCUGGGCUACAACCACUCCGUAACUUAAAUUUGAUUUAUUUGUAGGUCUCUUGAUGUGAAUUUUGGAGCUGUGCUUCAUGUUUCCCAGGAUUCUGGCCUUCCUCUUUUUUUUUUUUUUUUCUCUCCUCCCCCCUCCCAGAUAGUUGCUCGGCAGAUGAUUGCACAGGGGGUGCCAGGGGCUAUUGUGAAUGUCUCCAGCCAGGCAUCAAAGCGUGCGCUGAGGGAUCACGCUGUUUAUUGUUCCACAAAAAGUGCUUUGGAUAUGCUGAGCAAAGUAAUGGCAAUGGAACUGGGACCCCACAAGAUUAGGGUGAACACUGUGAACCCCACCGUGGUUAUGACUGACAUGGGGAGAAUUAACUGGAGUGACCCUCAGAAAUCUGCUGCCAUGAUUAAUCGGAUUCCCCUGGGAAAGUUUGCAGAGGUGGAUGAUGUGGUGAACAGCAUUCUCUUCCUGCUGAGUGACAAGAGUGCUAUGACAACUGGCAGCUCACUGAUGAUUGAUGGGGGCUUCCUUGUCUCCUAAGAUGACACCUGCAUUUCACACCUGUCCUCAAUUUUCAUAUGAAUACCGCCUAGAUGUAAAUUGGAUAAAAAACAAUGACAGACUUCCUGCUGGAGGGGCAGCAGGGCUGAAGCCUGUAUUAGAAGUGAGGCAGAAAAAUCAGCUUUGCAAGGCUGCUAUAUAAUAAAGCUCACAUACACCUUCA